GUCGAGAGCCGAAAUGACGUCAAUUGCACCGCUAUGUUGUCGGCGCAAUCUAUGGUGCUGAAACAUCAGUGAUGGAUGCGCAUGUAGGCGGAAGGGUUCCUACAAACAGCGCAGAGUGAUUGGUUUGGUAGCGGCUGCAGCAGCAGGAGGAAGGACGGUGGUUCUACCCCUAGUGUCUUUCAGUUUAGCCAGAACAUUAUAUCGGUGUGCCCAUUUUGAUAGUAAUCGGUGAUUUGAGUAUUAGACCAAGGUAUUAUUUGAGAUAUAUUUCGAAUAAUUUCCUUCCGGACAGAGACCGGAAGCGCCAUUUUAAUCGAGUAUAACACGUUUUCGGUGACGGCAGCGCUAGCACAAUACAAUGGCUCUUAAAAGAAUUCACAAGGAGUUGAAUGACUUGGCACGGGACCCACCAGCCCAGUGUUCUGCAGGACCAGUAGGAGAUGACAUGUUUCACUGGCAAGCCACAAUAAUGGGACCUAACGACAGUCCUUAUCAGGGUGGGGUAUUCUUCCUGACCAUUCACUUUCCCACAGACUACCCCUUCAAACCGCCAAAGGUUGCGUUUACCACAAGAAUCUACCACCCAAAUAUCAACAGCAACGGCAGCAUCUGUCUCGACAUCCUGCGAUCACAGUGGUCUCCCGCCCUAACCAUCUCCAAAGUUCUCCUGUCAAUCUGCUCUCUGCUGUGCGACCCAAACCCGGACGACCCCUUAGUACCGGAGAUCGCCCGCAUCUACAAGACGGACAGGGAAAAGUACAACAGAAUAGCUCGGGAAUGGACACAAAAGUAUGCAAUGUAGUGUUGGAGUAGAAUCGUGGCGAAACCACCUGUACAACUAAGGUUAGGGGAGCUUUGAAAGUAAAGAGAAGUUAAAGCGGAUCUUGUUGGUUUCCAUUGGAGUGCUUUCUUUGAGCCACGCCUCCCCUUAACCAGAGCACCUCCCUCUUUCCUUUCCCCCCCUCCCUUUACGACCAAUUCUCCACCCCACUUAACCUGGCAGCCAUGGUGUACAUAUUCUCAAACUGCAAUCAUGCCCCUUGCGCUCCCCUCCUUGUUCCUGGUCAUAUCUCUGAUGCAGGCUGGGCUACUCUCCCCCCUGAUGUUUCCAUAGGGCCCUGCCUGCACCUUCACUCCAAAUGUUCUUGACUCUAAAAGCAUUCCUUAUCAUCUGUAUGACUAGGGGGCUGUUUUUUUUUUGGUGGGGAGGGGUGUCUAAAAUUGAAGGAUUUUUACACUCUUAUACCUUAUUUUGUCUCCUGAUAUCCCAGCCAUAUAGACAUGAUUUCAGGAAAGCUUAUCACAUGUUGAGUCGAGGGCACUCAUGUAUUUUGUAUAAAAUCUACAAAGGAAUUAUUUAAAAAUCAUAGCAGGCUAUAAAAUGGAAAACUGUAUGGCCUUCUGGUCUUCUCUCAAAUUAUAUGAAAGGACUUUAAUUGAUCCACUGUCCCCCACCAUUGCCAUAAACCAAGAUUGUUUCUGUGCACGCCCCCCAAAAAAAAAAAAAACCUUUCCCCACCUUCACCUUCAGACCACCACCUUCAUUACAUUCACAAACUGGAGGUUUUGGACCAGGUAUUUAAAGAAAGUUUUCUUAGUUUAUCCUGUGUUUUAUUAUUUCCCUAUAACUCUUAGGUUGUAUUUUUGCUAUUGUUGAAAUUGGAGGCGAACAACAUCUUCAGGCUGUGGGGCUGGCUUGGGCUCUGGGUGUGAGGACACAAAUGCUCCUCACCCAAACAAACUCUGUAUAUUGAAUUACCUGAGAGGCUCUUUGAGCUUUGUGUGUUGAUUAAACUGUGUAAUAAAAACCACGACUCAAGCGUCCACUUGAGUUUCAAACAUCA
Molecule: messenger RNA, 1844 nt
Organism: Oncorhynchus keta (chum salmon)
Lineage: Eukaryota; Metazoa; Chordata; Actinopteri; Salmoniformes; Salmonidae
Product: ubiquitin-conjugating enzyme E2 D2
Exons: 7
Coding region: 359-802 (147 amino acids)
Biological process (GO): ubiquitin-dependent protein catabolic process; protein K48-linked ubiquitination
Cellular component (GO): nucleus
Molecular function (GO): ubiquitin conjugating enzyme activity
Source: RefSeq, a predicted model, not a curated record